This is a messenger RNA of Mastomys coucha (southern multimammate mouse), 2961 nucleotides long. RefSeq names its product maestro (gene Mro). The record is from RefSeq and is a predicted model, not a curated record. Bases 1474 to 2220 code for a protein of 248 amino acids. The transcript is spliced from 10 exons. NCBI's taxonomy places the organism in Eukaryota, Metazoa, Chordata, Mammalia, Rodentia, Muridae. Gene Ontology annotation, cellular component: cytoplasm.
CAGGAUGAGCGCAGAGGGGAAGGCCAGAUGCCCUGGGCUCCUCAUUGCACAGCUCACUCAGGACAGCAUGUUAUCUGUGCGUCAGGAUGUGACAAUCGAGAUUUGUAGAGAGGCUCCUCUAGUUCCCAGAAUCCUCCGGUGGCCUGAGGAUUUCACGGAAAAGACUGAAGCUAAUUCGGAAGAUCUGAACUUGCAAAUCCACAGGAGCUCUGAGUUCACGCAGUCAUGUUUUUCUUUAUUCUGUGUCUGCUCCCAGGUUCAGGCAAAGGGAGAGACACCGCUCUGCUCCCAGAGGAAACCCCCACCCCCCAACCAUACGAUCCAUAAGUUCUUUUACAUCUUCCUGUGCUAUUUCUGUCCUUACGCUAUUGAAAUUGCAUCUCAAAGGUCAACUGUGGUGUUAUCAAAGCCCAGUCCAAAGAGGGUUUUAUUUGAUCUUCAUUUUUCUUUACUCUGGACCAUCAACUCCCACCCCCUGUACUUACAUGGUUUAUAUUUAUCCAUCUAACUCCUAAUGGAUUUUCUAAGCUGGCCCUUUGCAUAGCAGCAUCCUGGCUGGGAGUCUAAACUCUAACAUUAGCAUGCCUGUAGUGGAACUCUUAUUUGGCCAAUAACUGUAUGAAACCAAGGAUAACAGGAGAUGGUGUUUCCUUGGUUUGGUGUCCAAAUUAAAUGGGAUAAUUAAUGUAAUAUUUACUCUAAAGCUUGGCAUGAGAAAGUAUUCGUGAAUAUGACAUAACAGGCCCUUACAGACUGCUUCCCUCUUAACCCUGCCCCUUCUAGGUCUUUUGACCCUUCCUUAUCCCACACAGGGCCAGUCAAUAAAUAUUUAUUGAUAUGAAAAUUCAUGCCCAUGGUGGCAGAGUUCAGGGACAUAGAAACGACAUGGAGGGAGGCUUUUUACUCUGUUUUUAACUAAGACACAGUAUAAGUUGUUUGAAUUGCUCCUUUUGGGAUAUGCGGCGUUUAUUGAACAGGAACCGGUGUUAGCACUUAAAAAUACUUGUUAGUGCGGCAGUCAGUCACGAUGAGGCUGCUUGGCACAGGGACAAAGUCCAGUCUUUAGAUUGAAUGCUGCUCUUAGAUUAAAUGCUGCUCUAACAGCAUUAUGCUGGGUGGGAGGAGGCCAGCGUCCUGGAAGCCUUGACUGGGAUGAUGGCGCCAUCUACUGGCGUCGCGGAGAAAUGACGCCGGGCAACGCUUGUCUUGGCAAGGGUGGAAGUCUUCAGAAUUGCGGUUCUUUCUGGAGAAAGUGUGCAUGAGACCGGACAGAAGAGAUUAGUAAGGAGCAGGAACAGCAAGCAGCAAGCAGGAGACACCUAGGAAACCAGGGUUACGAAAACCUCGCUGACUCGCCACAUUUGGAGGCCAAUCCCAGACAGCUGGAACAGCGUGCGUCCUGAGGGACCCAGGAUCAGCCUCCAGCCCCUAACAGCGGUUCCUCACGGGACAGUCAUCCCAGGAACCAGUUUCAUGGAACAGAGACAGAGAAUCCCGAGCCAGCCCCUCCCCACCCGUACCUCCCAGUCCAAGAAGAGAAGGACACCACUGCACUCCUUCUUUUCCAAGGUCUCUUGGAAACUGAGGUUGCAGAAGCGGGAGCCUUUGAAGAAUGUGCUUUUCAUCUUGGCAGAAAGAGCCCGGGAUCCUAAUGCUAAAAAGCGCCAUCUAGCAAUGAGAGGCCUGGGUACCCUGGCCUGUGAAGCUCCUGACAAGCAGGUGAGAAAGUAUAAGAAAAUUAUGCUUGAUCUCCUGGUACGUGGGCUGUAUGAUCCCGUGAGUUCUGAAGUUAUCCACGAGAGUGUGAAGACUUUGAUCAUCAUGCUGGGCAAGAUUCAGGGCCAAAGGCUGGGCUCCUUCUUCAUAGAUAUCACCCUUCAGACCCAGACCUUAUUGGAUGAUGAGGACGACAGCGUGCGGUACUCGGCCUUUGUCCUCUUUGGACAGUUGGCUGCCUUUGUUGGGCGGAGGUGGAAGAAAUUUUUCACUCACCAAGUUAACCAGACCCAAGAUUCCCUCCUAAGCCACUUGCAGGACGAAAGCCCUCGGGUUGCCAAGGCUUGCAAAAUGACUCUUCGAGCCUGUGUCCCGUAUCUGAAACCCAGAAAGGAGCAGAGUUUCCAAAGUGAAGAAGAUCGGAGGAACCCCAGGCUUUCCCGGCAGCUGAGCCACUGCCAUCCAGAGAUCCUGCUGUUCUUCUAUGCCAAUAAAAUCCUGUAAAGUCCAGAGCAGCAGAGAAAGUGGCCCGGGUGAGUGCCCUGCCCGGGCAUGGUGCUGCUUCUGGUCUGUCUCAUAGGAUAACCUCUUUGGCUCUCAAGUGAUUGGAACAGAAAAGAGGAUGUAUCUCUGCCCCCAAAGUAAACUUCCAUGCAAUUGUGUGCACUCAUAGAGGCGUCCUCAGGCAUCGUCCACCUUUCCAUUGACACAGGAUCUUUUAACUGGCCUGGAGCUUGCUGAUUAGACUAGGCUUGAUGGCUGGUGAGACAGCACUGAGAUUAUAACUAUACUCCAGUGAACCAGCUUUUUUUUUUUAAUGUGGGUUCUGAGAGCUGAAUGCAGGCCCUUAUACCUAUUUGUAUGGACUAGACCAUCUCCCCAGCCCAAUAGAUGCACACGUCUUUCAAACAGUUAACAUGCUUGAUACCCCAAAAGUUCCUUCCUCAGUUCCUCUCUGUCAGGUGACACACAUUUCUAAUAUGUCACCUCUGAGGCUUGGGGAAAUUAUUGUUACCUUAAGCAUUUAAAAAAUGUAUUUGCUUUUUGAUUUUGAUAAAACAAAACUUUGUUAUUUGCUACCGACCAAGAUACCAAGAAGCUGGCGUGCAACAUUAUCUUUAAUUCCUGAUGAUCUUAAAAAUGUCAUUGUCUUAAAAUCAUCUUUAAAAAGAACGAGAAGAAAUACUACUCCAUCCUCUACAGGGUGGUGAUAACUUACAGAAUAAAAACUGUAACAUGUACUGA